CGCGUCCCUACUACUCAACACCCAGGGAAAAGCAGCAGGAAGAGGCCCACGGCAAGGGACAGAGUAUAGCAUAGCAGGCACAUCAUGGGCUUCGACUUUGGCAACCACAUCCGCAAUGCGCAUCUCCAAGCAGCAGGUCUGCCAGCUCCAAAGGCGACCAGCACAGGAACCACCAUUGUCGGCCUCCUCUUUAAGGAUGGUGUCGUGCUAGGCGCAGACACGCGUGCAACAGCAGGUCCCAUCGUCGCUGACAAGAACUGCGAAAAGAUCCACCACAUUGCACCCAACAUCUGGUGCGGCGGCGCAGGUACAGCGGCAGACACCGAGUUUGUCACCGGCAUGAUUUCUUCGCAGUUGGAAUUGCAUGCUAUGUCGAUGAAUAGGCAGCCGCGUGUAGUGACGGCCAUGACACUGCUCAAGCAGCAUCUCUUCAAGUACCAGGGACACGUUGGCGCGUACCUCAUUGUCGGCGGCGUCGACCCAACCGGUGCGCAUCUUAUGUCUAUCCACGCACACGGAUCAACAGAUAAGCUGCCGUACACCUGUCUUGGAUCAGGCUCGCUCGCUGCAAUGGCAGUAUUUGAGACGCGCUGGAAGAAGGACAUGGAGCGCGAGGAAGCUGUGGCCCUUGUUGCAGACGCCAUCAAAUCAGGUAUCUUCAACGAUCUCGGCUCAGGCUCGAACGUCGACGUUGCAGUCAUUACAAAGGAAGGUACAGAGGUCUUUAGAGGAUAUGAGAAGCCAAAUGAGCGAGGUGUGAGGGAGGAACGCUACCUCUACAAGCGCGGUACAACGCGUGUAUUGGGUAAAGAGCAGCUCACCAAGUUUGUGACUAUCGAGACGCUCCCGGUCGAAAGUGCGCCGGCAGAGGCCAUGGAAGUAGAUGCGUAGUAAAUUCAACAUCCAUGAACCCUAUGAUG
This is a messenger RNA of Protomyces lactucae-debilis, 920 nucleotides long. Its product is annotated as nucleophile aminohydrolase. Bases 85 to 891 code for a protein of 268 amino acids. Gene Ontology annotation, molecular function: threonine-type endopeptidase activity. Lineage: Eukaryota; Fungi; Ascomycota; Taphrinomycetes; Taphrinales; Protomycetaceae. The record is from RefSeq and is a predicted model, not a curated record. Gene Ontology annotation, cellular component: proteasome core complex. The transcript has a single exon.